AUGCUCGAUGCGUGCCACUGCGCGUCUGACGGAACGGCUCUUGCCACACACCGAGUAGGAUCGGGUUUGCAGAAGUUUGAGAACCUGCCGUCGAGCCCGACCUUUCGGUUUUGCCGCGCACACUCGACCGGUGGUACAACUCCUGUGCCACAGGGAGACUCCGGGACAGUGCCUUCCUCUUCAGACGAUACGCGCGCAAAUCCAGUUGUCGACACCGACCUUAAUGCAGUAACAAGCUACAUUGUCGGGAUGGCUCAGAAGUCUCUGCAGAAAGGAGAGACGGCGACACCUACAAGCAAGCUAGAGGAACUGCGCACCCGAGAGGGCCGUCUCUGGGACUGUCUCGAUACAGUCGAAUUUGUCCUCGAUGUGGAGGAAAUUUUUGACGUCACUGUCCCGGACGAAACUGCAGACAAUUUCGAGACACUCCAGGAAAUUGCAGAGUUCGUUGUCGCUGCGCGAGCGAAGGCACAAAAGACGAUGAAGGAUCAGUGA
Messenger RNA from Neospora caninum, 495 nucleotides. RefSeq lists its product as hypothetical. The transcript is spliced from 5 exons. The record is from RefSeq and is a predicted model, not a curated record. The coding region runs from base 1 to 495 and encodes 164 amino acids. NCBI's taxonomy places the organism in Eukaryota, Apicomplexa, Conoidasida, Eucoccidiorida, Sarcocystidae.